Molecule: messenger RNA, 2938 nt
Organism: Mya arenaria
Lineage: Eukaryota; Metazoa; Mollusca; Bivalvia; Myida; Myidae
Product: glutamate dehydrogenase, mitochondrial-like
Exons: 12
Coding region: 120-1757 (545 amino acids)
Biological process (GO): L-glutamate catabolic process
Cellular component (GO): mitochondrion
Molecular function (GO): L-glutamate dehydrogenase (NAD+) activity
Source: RefSeq, a predicted model, not a curated record
UCGAACACACCUUCAGUUAACUCAAGGUCAGAAUCGCGAAGUGGUAUUAGUUAUUUUUCAACUCGUUUUUGUUGUCUUCCAGUAGUCAAUUAGUGGAUGCUAGUAAGUACAUUUGAACUAUGAUGCGACGAGUUACAACAGCCUUUGUGCAGUCGGCGAAAAGAGUUGGAUAUCAAGAUGUGCUCGGGAGACCCUUGUAUUUGUCGGGUAGUGCCAAGUUCGAGACUUCUAAAAGGACCAUGUCAGAUGAGGCAGUCAAUACAGAAGCCCUUGGGUUUUCAGAAACUGUUGACUAUUUUUUUGAUAAAGCAGCCGUACUAGUUAUGGACAAACUUAUCGAUGAUCUGCCUGGUAAGGCCUCCAAAGAAGCUAAAUCACAGAAGGUGAAGAACAUUCUAAAAAUGAUAAAGCCAGUUAACCAUCUUGUAAAGUUUUCAUUUCCUAUCCGACGUGACAAUGGGGAUGUUGAAAUCGUUGAAGCAUGGAGAGCGCAGCAUAGCCAACACAGAACACCUUGUAAAGGAGGUAUACGUUACAGCCUGGAUGUGAAUGAUGAUGAGGUGAAGGCCUUGUCUCAGCUGAUGACAUACAAAUGUGCCGUUGUGGACGUUCCAUUUGGAGGGGCAAAGGCUGGUGUGAAGAUCGACCCUAAACAGUACUCUGAGACAGAGCUGGAGAAAAUCACCCGCAGACUCACAGUGGAGCUAGCAAAGAAAGGAUUUAUAGGACCAGGCAUUGAUGUCCCUGCCCCGGACAUGGGUACUGGGGAGCGGGAAAUGAGCUGGAUUGCGGACACAUUUGCAAACACUCUAGGUCACGGUAACAUCAACGCCUAUGCAUGUGUGACUGGCAAGCCGAUCACUCAAGGUGGUAUCCAUGGUAGAACUUCAGCCACUGGAAGAGGUGUUUUCCAUGGUAUACAAAACUUCAUCAUGGAGGCGUCGUAUAUGUCCAUGGUGGGCCUCGCCCCGGGAUUCGCUGACAAGACCGUCAUUAUACAGGGUCUUGGAAAUGUUGGUCUCCACUCAAUGCGCUACCUACACCGUGCAGGGGCCAAGGUGAUCGGCAUUAUGGAGUGGGAUGGAGCCAUCUACAACGCCGACGGCCUAAACCCACGUGACCUGGAAGAUUACAAGAUCGAGAACGGCACGAUUGUUGGGUACCCAUUGGCCCAGCCUUAUGAGGGGAACAUGAUCACAGAACAGUGUGACAUCUUUGUACCUGCCGCCAGCGAGAAACAGCUUACCAAGGAAAACGCACAUGAGGUCAAGGCCAAGAUCAUCGCGGAAGGUGCCAACGGGCCAACAACAAUCGAGGCUGACAAGAUUUUCCUGGAGAGGAACGUCCUUGUUAUUCCUGACCUUUACCUGAAUGCCGGUGGUGUGACGGUGUCAUACUUUGAGUGGCUCAAGAACCUCAACCACGUCAGCUAUGGCCGCCUCACCUUCAAGUACGAAAAGGACUCCAACCACUACCUCCUUGACAGUGUCCAGCGUUCACUAGAGCGCAAGUUUGGAAGAAACGGUGGAGCCAUUCCCAUCUUGCCGUCAGAGGAGUUUGAAAAGAGGAUUGCUGGUGCGUCUGAGAAGGAUAUCGUCCACUCUGGCCUUGAAUACACCAUGGAGCGGUCAGCCAGGAACAUCAUGCGAACAGCGAUGAAAUAUAACCUAGGGCUGGACCUGCGAACUGCAUCCUACAUCAUGGCGAUUGAGAAAAUCUUCCGCGUGUACAACGAUGCCGGUCUCACGUUUACGUAAUUACACAGGGCGUAGUUGCCAUGAUGGACACCCUUGUGUAAGCGUUAGGUACACAAUGAGAGGGGGGACAUGUACAGUGGAAAUUGAUCAUAAAUGUUUCAGUGUGGCUGUAAAUGUGGAUGUUUUAUUAUUUUAUUUUUCUUCUCAUUGAUAAGAAUGGAUUAUUGAUUGUUUAUUUCUGCUUAUAUUGUUUGUCCAGUCUUUGAAGUGUUGUUUAAUAAUGUGUUCCACAUCUUGAAAAAAAUAACAAAAAGUAACUGUACUAUGUAUCUUGAUUGACAAAAUCAAAUUCUUUUUUACAUAUUACUAAAAUGUAAUAAGGUUUAAUCAACAGGAAUCUCUCAUGUUCUGUAUAUUUGUGAAUAAAGAAUUUUCAAGUUUUGAAUCUCUCAGAUGUCACAGCAAUAUAUGUACAAUGCAUACCUCACUGAUCAUAGAAUGUGUUUUUAAGGAACUAUGUUUGUGUUACAUUCGUUUGUAUGUAAAUGACCUUGAAAUACCUAAGUAAACUUAAGCAGAUUUUUAUUUUCAAAUACAUUAAUUCAAAAAUAUAUUUUAGUAUGCAAGACUAAGUAUAUGUUGUCAUAUCAAGAUGGUUUACUUGGUUACAAUUGACAUCUGUGAUACAGCUUGUUUUCCCUCGUGAUUGUAGCAUACUUAUUUUGCUUCAAAUUUGAUACACUUUCCAACCAAAUAUCGAAUCCUGUAUACCGGUACAUGUAUAUUUUGAUUUGUAAAUGUCACAUUGUAUCCUGAGAUGAAGUAAAGGUUUAACUUACAUGUAGGUUUAUAUCUUUACAUAUCAAUGAGUAAAUCAUACAAUCAAGUUUAUAUACUUGGUUGUUAAGCUGUAUAGGUUGAAUCAAAAGGUUACACGAGUUGUAAUUCCCCUAGCACUCUAUUAGCACUAACCUAGCAUUCAGAGGAAGAUAUUUUGUGGUUCGCUCGCUGAUAAGAUGGCCACAACAUGUUCAAUUUACCACAUAUAUGUAUAUAGAUUAUACUAGUUGAAUAUGGUGUAUACGUAUCAUGUCAUUCAGUCAUGCUGCCAUCCAGUACAUGAAAUAUUUUUAUUCUAGAGUCAUCAUCUGGCAGCUUUCGUCAACAGUUUUGUCUGCUUUUAGGUACUAAGUCAAUUUAACAAGCAUCCCUUUUUCUCCCAAAAUAAAAUUGAUGAUCAG